Messenger RNA from Durusdinium trenchii, 936 nucleotides. Lineage: Eukaryota; Dinophyceae; Suessiales; Symbiodiniaceae. The record is from the annotation of a GenBank genome assembly.
AUGUGCUUGGACAACUUCUUCACCUCCACGCGUUCCGGCAUUGCGGAUUUGAUGGGCCAUCCUCGCUUCGAGUUCAUCCGCCACGAUGUCACGGAGCCCUUCUAUUGCGAAUGCGAUAUGGUCUACAACAUGGCCUGUCCAGCCUCACCGGUCCACUAUCAAUGGAAUCCCAUUAAGACCACGAAGGUCUCCGUGUUGGGCACGAUCAACAUGAUGGGCUUGGCCAAGAGAGUGAAAGCACGGAUAUUGCAAGCCUCGACGAGCGAAAUCUAUGGAGAUCCCGAGGUGACUCCACAAAGUGAAGAGUACUGGGGUCACGUGAACACCAUCGGUGUGAGGUCUUGCUAUGAUGAGGGUAAACGUGUCGCGGAGACGUUGGCGUUCGACUACCUCCGCAGCAACAACGUAGACAUCCGCGUCGCACGGAUCUUCAACACCUAUGGGCCAGGUAUGCAUCCCUAUGAUGGCCGUGUGGUGAGCAACUUCAUCCUGCAAGCCCUCCAUGGGGAGGACAUCACCAUCUAUGGCGAUGGUUCGCAGACGAGAUCCUUUGGCUACGUGGACGACACCGUGGAUGGGCUCAUUCGACUGAUGAACCAAGAAGCCACCAUUGGGCCGGUGAACAUUGGCAAUCCCAACGAGUUCACCGUGAAGGAGUUGGCGGAGAUGAUCAUCGAGCUGACGGGAUCCAAAAGUAAGAUCGUGUUCUUGCCUUUGCCCGGCGACGACCCAAAGCAGCGUCGGCCCAACAUCACCCGGGCGAAAGCCUUGCUGGAAUGGGAGCCCAAGGUGCAGCUCAGAGAAGGCUUGACGAAGACCAUCCACUACUUCAAGGUGCCCUUCUCAGAGACGGUCUUGAACCGUCAGCGGGCGGACGGAAAACACCACACCAUCGAUCGUUCAUGCAUGUUCAUCAUGCGGGCGUUGGCGUCAUGA